Molecule: messenger RNA, 633 nt
Organism: Eremomyces bilateralis CBS 781.70
Lineage: Eukaryota; Fungi; Ascomycota; Dothideomycetes; Eremomycetales; Eremomycetaceae
Exons: 1
Coding region: 1-633 (210 amino acids)
Source: RefSeq, a predicted model, not a curated record
AUGUCAUCAAAACUUUAUGAACUAAACUCAUCAAGAUAUGAGCGGUCAGCGACUCGAUUUCGUGAUUUCGUCCAGCCCUUUGUUCCUCAUCUCUGCUCCGAUUUUCGAAUACCAGUAAUCCAGUAUGCAUCACUCAAGCUCCUCUGGUACAAGAUGGAAUUCGUAGAUGAAUUGGCAAGCUCCAUUCCAUUGUUCCUUGAUCCCCUCGGGCCUCGAACAAUACCGAAUAUCAAGAAUCCUGUUGCCCGUCCUCCCACUGUCCAUUCCACCCAUCCCUUCCCCAUCAUCCUCCCGAUUCAUUCUCCUCAAUUUCAACGUUCAGGAAGCUAUCCUUCGAAGAACCCACCAUAUUUUCUUGCGUCCGCCGCGCAUCCCUUCCGGAUGUUCGGCCGUUACAUGCGUUCCCCGCACACUGCCCUGCACGGUGGUGCACUGUGCACAGAAAACUCCGGUGGGCACGAGCACGCCCACGGAGCGAAGGUUGCCCAGUGGCCAGACAAGGGAUUGUUUCGUGGAAGGGGACGGGAUCCAGGCAGUCAGCCACGCAGGACUCUCCCAAUCAUGAAUCAAUCGCUCGGAGGCCUGGCGGAGGAUUGGUUUGGGGUUCUGAUCUUCUGGAACUUGGAAGAAUGA